GAGGAUAGACGCAAACAAAUAGCAAAAACAAAAAAAAACAUUGAACAUUGCAGCUAUGGCUCCCACAUUGCAAGGCGAGUGGAUCAAGGUGCAGCAGAAAGGAGGAGAGGGACCUGGAGCAAGAAGCUCACACGGCAUAGCCGUGGUCGGAGACAAGCUCUACUCUUUCGGUGGCGAGCGUACGCCAAACAUUUCCAUCGACAAACACCUUUACGUCUUUGACUUCAACACUCACACUUGGUCAAUCGCCCCGGCCAACGGACAAGCCCCUAACGUCAAGGCCCUGGGCACCCGCAUGGUGGCCGUGGGAACUAAGCUCUAUCUAUUCGGAGGCCGCGAUGAGAAGAAACAGUUCGACGACUUUUACUCGUACGAUACAGUGACAAAGGAGUGGAAGUUCCUCACCAAGCUCGAUGAAGAGGGAGGACCUGAGGCUCGUACUUACCACUCGAUGGCUUCGGAUGAAAACCACGUGUAUGUAUUCGGCGGGGUGAGCAAAGGCGGGGUUAUGAAGACCCCCUUUAGGUUCAGGACCAUCGAGGCGUAUAACAUUGCUGAUGGGAAGUGGGCUCAGCUACCUGAUCCUGGUGAGCAGUACCCUACGUUCGAGAGAAGAGGAGGAGCUGGAUUCAUUGUGGUGCAAGGGAAGAUUUGGGUGGUUUACGGGUUUGCAACUUCACCUGAUCCUAAUGGAAAAAACGAUUAUGAGUCUGAUCUUGUGCACUACUUUGAUCCUGCUACUCAAAAGUGGACCGAAGUGGAGACUAAAGGAGAGAAACCUUCUCCAAGAAGCGUGUUUGCGCAUGCGGCAGUAGGAAAAUACAUAAUAAUAUUUGGAGGUGAGGUCGGGCCGGAUCCAAACGGACAUUAUGGUCCCGGAACAUUGACCAAUGAGGGUUACGCGUUGAACACCGAGAGUUUGGUGUGGGAGAAGUUUGGAGGAGGAGCUGAACCGGGUGAACUCGGUUGGCCUGCCUACACGACUGCUACCGUCUAUGGAAAGCAAGGCCUCCUCAUGCAUGGAGGAAAACGUCCCACCAACAACCGUACCGAUGAGAUGUACUUCUACGCGGUCCAUUCCGCCUAAACAAUGCGCUCUCACUACUCUCUAAGGUUCGUUUGUGAAGUUUCAAAAAAAAAAAGGGUUUGUUUGUGUGGUGAGUAUUACUAUUUGUGUUGUGUCUCAUAAUAUGUAAUGUAAGGUAUAAUAAUGGUUUGUGAAACCUAUGAAAUAUAGCCAACUAUGUAUGGCUUAUUAUCAACUCAAAUUAUGUGUGUUUUUUCGUUUGUAAAACUGCAAUCAUUGGAAUAAUAUUACU
This is a messenger RNA of Brassica oleracea var. oleracea, 1319 nucleotides long. Its product is annotated as epithiospecifier protein-like. Gene Ontology annotation, molecular function: enzyme regulator activity; protein binding. The transcript has 2 exons. Gene Ontology annotation, biological process: nitrile biosynthetic process. The record is from RefSeq and is a predicted model, not a curated record. Gene Ontology annotation, cellular component: nucleus; cytosol. Lineage: Eukaryota; Viridiplantae; Streptophyta; Magnoliopsida; Brassicales; Brassicaceae. The coding region runs from base 56 to 1087 and encodes 343 amino acids.